This is a messenger RNA of Penicillium samsonianum, 1443 nucleotides long. RefSeq lists its product as uncharacterized. The record is from RefSeq and is a predicted model, not a curated record. Bases 189 to 1262 code for a protein of 357 amino acids. Gene Ontology annotation, cellular component: cytoplasm. Lineage: Eukaryota; Fungi; Ascomycota; Eurotiomycetes; Eurotiales; Aspergillaceae. The transcript is spliced from 2 exons.
CUGCACGUGAUUCCCACCAAGCCACGUCAUAAAUCCUCCAGGGGUGAAAUAAUUUAUUUUUCUCCUAUAGAUGCUCAACCAAAGAGGAAAGACAGGACUAACCCCUGAAUGAAUUGAAACCUCCUCCUACAAAGACCCUUUCCGUCAUCCUCAACUCCCACUAAUUCCACCUUCAACACCACACCACCAUGCCUGACUCAACCCUCUACCUCUACACUUCCCUGACCGCGGGGUCAUCGCACAUCAUCACCGCGACCUCCCGAAUUGAGACAAUCCUCAAAGCAAACAAACUUCCCUUCCGCGCCAUUGAUGUCGCCACCGACGAAGCUGCCCGAAAGCUCUGGGGCCGACGCUCCAAGGGCAAGAAGCUUCCAGGGUUGGUGAAAUACGGCGAUAUUGUGGGAGAUCUAGAAGAGGUCGAAGAAUGGAACGAGUUCGGUGAAUUACGUAUGGUAGUAAACAGCGUGCAGGACCUAGGUGGGAUGCCCGCCACCAGCCAUCCUGCCCCAGCAGCGACCGAGACCAAAACCGAGCCGAAACCUGCCACCCCCAAACCCUCCACGAUCAAGAUCCAAACCCCUCCCGUUACCAAGCCCGAAGACAAGAAGGAUAAUAUGGCGGUGCUGGCCCUGCGCCAGGCUAGCUCGGAGGCUGCCACCAAGGCGAAGGCCAAGGCAGACGAUAAGAAAGAACCGAAAGAACAGGCUACCGAGGUACCUGUCGCCAGCCGCGCACACCGUGGCUCAGUGGCCCCCGAAUUGCCCGAUAUCGCUCCGGAUUCACCAAAGUCCACGAAACGCCCGGCCCUAGUUCCCGAACAAGCGGCCGUAUCAUCGGCAAACUUCCACGCGGAUAACGCAGAGAUGCUCGGGUUGGUUGGACACCAUCGCUCGUCCAGGGUGUCGACGCUCGAGAACGCGGAUCAAGAAAAGGCGGUACAUGAGAUCAGGCAGUCCAUCUCUGCGGAGCCUACGGGAAAUAUUGAUGCUCUGCGCAAGGAGGCUGCGGAGAAAGCGAAGACCGAGUCUAUUGAGGAGGCGCCGAGUCCGAUUGUUGACGAUGUGGCUGUCGAGAAUAAGGAAGAGCUUAUGGAACCCAAUGAGCCUAAGGGUAAUGCUAUUGCUGAAAUGAUUGCGACGGCUGUGGCGCCCCAAGAGAUCAAGUCAGAGCCUAAGGAGGAGGAGGCCGGUGCCAAGGAGACGGAAGAUGCGAAGGAUGAUACCGAGGCAGGGCUGGCUCGCACACACAAGUCGGCGGAGUAGGCAACUACCUCCGUUAAGGACCGAGGGAGUCGCUGUUCACGAAUUCGAUGAUUAUGACAUCUGUACAUCAAGAAUGCCUGAAAAGGUUAUAAUCGAUUUUUUCGUACAUGCAGUAUGAAAAUGUAAAUAACUUCGAAACCAAGCGUGGACAGUUGACUCCCACAUGUAAAUGUCAUUCCCA